Molecule: messenger RNA, 2068 nt
Organism: Paramecium pentaurelia
Lineage: Eukaryota; Ciliophora; Oligohymenophorea; Peniculida; Parameciidae
Source: the annotation of a GenBank genome assembly
AUGAGAGCAACUUUAUUUUAGUAGUUAAGAAAAACUAGAGCUGAAUCUGCUAAAGUUGGAGUAAAUCGUAAUAAAUAAAUACUUGAUACUUCUGAACUUGUUGGAAGAUAAAGCUUUUAUAGAAAAAGACGAUUAGAAGACACUAAUAAUUCUGUACUUGAUUAAACAAGUUCAUUUCGAUUUAAUGACAAAGAAAAAUAUGAAUAGGAAAUCAAAUAUCUUAAGAACAAUCUUCAUUCUUUAGAAAGUGAAAAUAUUAAACUAAAAACUAAAAUUCAUCAAUUAGAAGGUAAGCAUCUUCAAUAUUCAAAAUUAGAUAAUUAAUUAAAAUAGGAGAAGAUGUUAUAAGAAUUAGAUCGUAUUGGUCCUGCUAAAACUUAAGUAUUAAGAUCUCUAAAUAAUGCAACUGCUUUAAAUGCAUUAAAAAAGGAAUUAAAUAAUAUGAAAUUGUAAAUCUAAAAAAGAGAUCAAGAACUUGUAAAUAUGAAAAAAAAUUAAAGAUAUACUUAAAUGAAUGAAUUAUAAAUUGAAAGAACUGCAUUUUAAGAAGAGACGGUUAGAUUAAGAUAAUAAAUUGAAUAAUUAUUUUAAGCUAGUUUAUACAAUUUACAAUAGAAUAAUGUAGAAUAAGCAAUUCAAGAAAGAUUAUUUCAAUUAAUAAGUUAAUUAUAAGAACAUGUCAUAUAAAAAAGUGAAUUGUAAAAAAUAAUAGAAAGACUUAAAAAAGAAUGUUUGAAAUAUAGAGUAUUAAUUUUAUCAUUAAUUUUAGUCUUAAUAAAUUGAAUAAGAAUUUAGAAGUAAAAAAGAAAUCAGGAAAUUAAUAGAACAAUUAAAAGAAGAAGCAAAUAAUUAAUAAAAAGAUAAUAGCAAAGAAACUUAAUAAUAAACCAAAUAAGAUGAGUUGCAAUUACUUACAGAUUUGAUGUUUGCAAAAUAAGAAACCUAAACUAAAUAAAAUGAAAUAGAAAAGUUAAAUUAGAUUAUAUUUGAUUUAGAAACUUAAAUUAAAGAUUUAACUGUAAUAUAGAAAUCAGAAACUUAAGAAAUAAUAUAAUAAUCUCAAAGAAUUGAUACAUCAACUAAAUCCAAAAUAACUAAAAUCUAAUUUCCAGUAUUUGCAACUGAAAUUAUAUCAGAAAUACCUUUGCCAGUAAAAAAAUCAAUUGUGAUUUAAGAGUAAAUCUAACAAUAAGUUAAGUAACCUCCAAGAAGAAGAAUAGUACCAGUGAAAUUUGAGGAAAUUAAAAAUAUAGGGGAAACAUUGAAAUAUAGAUUGAUGGCUAUGGAUGUAAGUAUUGCAUAAUUGGAUGAAUAUUUAUUUUAAGGAGACUCUAUGACUUUUGGAGAAUUAAAGAAUAAGUUAAGACUUUAUCCAUUUAAUUUAACAAGUGAAGAAUCUUUAUUAGUAUCUCGUUAUAUUAUGGAAAGUGAGAAUGACGUUUAUGAAUUAAUGGAAACAGCUUCUAAUUUUAUUCCAUAUAUUCGUUCAGUUUUAAGAAGAAUAGUUUCAAAUUAUAAAUUGGAAAUUGUUAAAAAUUAAUUACUACAUUCAGAAAAAUUAAAAGAUGUUUUGACAAGGUUUAAACCAUUUAUUUUAAGUAAUAUCAAAUAACUUUAUGGAAAGGAUUGUAUAAAAGUAAAUAAAUAAUAAUUCAAUGAAGCAUUGAUGUCAUUAAAUAUAGAAUUAAAUACAUUUGAAUUGGAUUAUUUGAUAGUUUAAGGAAUUUUGGAAAGUAAAGGAAUUGAAUCAUUAAAUUAUGAAGAGAUGCUAAAAUAUGAAAUUAAGGAGGUUUAAGAUUAACAACUUUCAUUUUUAUUAACUGAAUUAAACAAUUAAUAAAAUUAAAAAGCUGAGAUGUCAGUUAUUGAAGAAUGUCCAGAAAAACUGUCUGAAUUAGAUUAAUUAGAAUAAGUAGAUAAUAAAUAAAGGUAGAUUAUAAAAGAGUAAUAAAAAAAUGCAGAUGAUCAAUAUGUUACAUUUGAUAAGUAUGUGAGUGAAUAAUUUGACUCAGAUAGUGAAGAAUCAAAAUAGGAAAUAUUAACAUCUGCUUUUAACUUAGAAUAAUGA